AUGCUUCGAAAUGUGUCGCAGGGUAUGAUCUCCCGGCAUUUGGCACAGCUUGCCAGACCGGGAAUCGUCCCGAUUUGCCGUAUCUCUGCAGCGUCGCUCCUUCUAGGCCGGCGUCUGUUCUUUUGCAGUCCUAGAUCUGCCGAGGAACACAAAAAGCCUGAUCCACUCAAAAUUCUGAAGAUCACAAAGAAGUCAUUGCUUGCACAGAGCUCGUCUCUGAUUUCCCGCUUAUGGGUUCACAUCAAAUGGCCUCUCACACGUAAUGAUAGGUCCUUGACCAUGGACGAUCUAUCUGCAUUUGCUUCAUGGUUGGUAAUGGGUAACCUCUUGUGGAUUAUCUUGGGUACCACUACAUUCGGCUUCGUAGCUAUGUAUUUUCUCGACACCAUGGAUAAGUUUUGGGAGUCCUUGAAGUCUGCUACAACUGGUGCGGAUGAUGAAUCGGAGCAAACAGAGCGCCCAAAAGUGAAAAACCAAGACAAGAGCCUCAUUGGAGAAUUGGCGGGUACAGUUCUCUCUCAUGGGUUGGGUCUCCGUUUUGCAUUUGAAAAAGGCAAUGUGUUACCAGUUUUCGAGGACGGUAUGUUGAAAUUCAAGAAUGUCAAGAUCUCUCUGCGGUCCUCGUCCAAAAGUGACAAUCUCCUGUUUUCUGCAGAAAUAUCUCUGCUCAAUCUCAGCUUGUCUUUCAAGAAAUGGUAUGAAGGCAACGGCCUUAUCUACAACAUGGAGAUCUUCGGCAUGCAAGCCAAGGUCCAUCGGAAGCAUGAAAUUCCGGACAAUGACAUGCUGCCUCAAGACCGCAAUGACCAGAUAAUUCCUACCUUCAAUUCCAUGGCAUUGUCAUUUAGUAACUACAAUGACACCCACAACAUGCAGAAUGACUUGAAUGAACAUAGUUAUCUGGAGUUGGAGAGCAUCAAACAAGACAAACAUAUCUCAUUAUUUGACCCAGAAUAUAAUUUGGCAAAUGUCAAAAUUCAUGACUCGAAGAUUGAGCUUUACGAAAACGAAGACGUGGUUCCAUUCAAGAUAACAAUUUUCAACUGUGACUUACCAAGGUUGAGAGGCAAUCGUUUGUUGAUAGACUUUUUCAAUGCCAACAAUGUUACUGGCACGGUCAAUAACUCCAUGUUCACCAUUCAUAAGCACCAGACUUUCGCAAAUAGCGAAAACACAGUCAGGUUCAAGCUUGAUGGUAUUGACAUGGGGUCUCUCAGCAAAGCUAAUCCACAGCUGAAAUUCAACUGGUUGGUAAGCGGAAAGGCAGAAAUUGUGGCAGACAUAAGAUUGCCCGACUUUGAAGCGUUGGAAUCCGAGAAGGCUUCCUUGGAUAUGACCUCAGGUGGCUUCUUUCAAUGGAUUAUGGAUGAGAUUAAAGAUUUGACUCAGCCAAAGAUGCCAUCGGCUGCCAGCCCACAGCAUGAUGAAGGCUUGUUUAAGGGCGCAAUUGCAGCUCUAUACGAAACUUUUUCGGCACCACACGAAGACGAAAAACUAAGUCUUCAGGAGUCCGAUUAUGUGAUUGUCAAUGUAACUGUCAAAUUCAGGAAUUUGAAGGCUACGUUGCCGCAAUUUCUCCCCAUGGCAUCCUCCGCACCCAUCCCUUUCGUCACUCUCCAAAACUUACGAUCGUUAAUAUCCUACAUCAAUGGUCUGGAUACCGAAAAGCCACUCGUUAUUAAAACAACAGUCAUCGAAAAACUCUCAGAUCUCUACAACUUGGAUGUGAUCUCACAAACCAGAGUUUUUGAUGCUAUUGUCGGUGACAUUUAUGACGAUUUAUCAAGAAUGAUCAAGUUGGACGAGAAACGAAUUAUGGAUGAGAGAUCUCAUAUGUGGUCUCAUUCAGUCGUGAGUCAGUUGCUCCUUCUCGGCUUGGGAGCUUUGGCAUGA
Messenger RNA from Australozyma saopauloensis, 1893 nucleotides. RefSeq lists its product as uncharacterized. The record is from RefSeq and is a predicted model, not a curated record. The transcript has a single exon. Lineage: Eukaryota; Fungi; Ascomycota; Pichiomycetes; Serinales; Metschnikowiaceae. Gene Ontology annotation, biological process: mitochondrion inheritance. Gene Ontology annotation, cellular component: mitochondrial inner membrane. Bases 1 to 1893 code for a protein of 630 amino acids.